UCUCCCUCUCUCCAGCUAUAAAUGUACUGUGUGAAAGUUAAAUAGAACUGGGCUCGUAUCCUUUCUGGAUCAACUGGUUAAACAGAAUUUUGGAGUUAAAGUUUGACGACUCUGAAACAUGGGCCAUGAAGCCUGACAACCAGAGAAAUGACGAUUGAAUUUCUCUUUCUGCUUUCGGCCUAUGUAAGCUUUAUGAGUGGCAAUGCCCAGGCGACUGAUGGUUAUGCUACAGAUUCACCAAAGAACGUAUUCAUCUUAGCCGGACAAAGCAACAUGGCUGGCAGAGGAGGAGUGAUUGAUGGCAUCUGGGAUGGGAUUAUUCCUCCUGAAUGUAAAUCCAAUCCGUUCAUUCGACGACUUAGUGCAAACCUGUCGUGGGAGGAGGCAACAGAGCCCUUGCACAGAGACAUCGAUGUGAAUAAAACUUGUGGGAUUGGACCAGGUAUGGCAUUUGCUAAUUCAGUCUUACAAGGGGACCCCAGCUCGGGGUCUAUUGGCCUGGUCCCUUGUGCCGUUGGAGGGACGAAUAUAAGCCAAUGGGCUCGCGGCACCGACCUGUAUAACCAGCUUAUCAGGAGGGCUAGAGCGGCCGUUCAAAGUGGUGGAAUAAUCAGGGCUCUGUUGUGGUAUCAAGGCGAGAGUGACACCGUCAGUUUCGAAGACGCCAGACGUUACAAGAGCAAUUUGCAGAGGUUUUUAACGGAUGUUCGCUCUGGUUUGCAAUCCCCUAUCCUCCCCGUGUUUCAGGUUGCAUUGGCAUCCGGUGAAGGACCAUACGUUGAGAUUGUGAGACAGGCUCAGUUGGGAACUGAGCUUCCAAACGUGCGAUGUGUAGAUGCAAAGGGUUUAGAGCUGCAGCCGGAUAAUUUACACCUCACUGCUCAGGCUCAGGUCCAGCUAGGGGAGAUGUUGGCUGAUGCGUUUUUCCAGACUCUGCCUUAUCCUCUUCCCAGAAACAGUACAAAAGCUUGAAUGACAAAGAUGAUGACCAAACCAGCUGCAUUUUGACGUCCGGUCCAGUUGAAAAGACUCGCAUCAUUUCACCAAGCUAGAGCUCCACUUGAAGAUCACCAAUUUGUUAUCAAGGCAGAAAAGCUGGUCUCCGAUUUUCUCCUGUUUUCUUUGCCGUUCUCUAUGAUUUUCUGUACGUUUAGCUGAUUUUGUUAAAAAUUGCUUGCUUAAAUGAG
Messenger RNA from Coffea eugenioides, 1187 nucleotides. Its product is annotated as probable carbohydrate esterase At4g34215. Lineage: Eukaryota; Viridiplantae; Streptophyta; Magnoliopsida; Gentianales; Rubiaceae. The record is from RefSeq and is a predicted model, not a curated record. The coding region runs from base 148 to 972 and encodes 274 amino acids. The transcript has 4 exons.